AUAGAAUAGCAAAAAUAAUUUUAAAAAAGAAAAAAAACAGUUGUGACGCAUCAAAGUAUUUUUAUAUUGGCUUUAUAGCGACUUGUAUUGGCUUCGAGCACGAAGGUAGGGAAGAAUCUAGGCACGAUUGAAAGUCGCUCGAAAUCGCUACUUAUAUUCUCGCGCGGAAUCUGCUAAACGCCGCGCACGCGGGGGGGAGGCUAAUAUCGCAUAGGGAAUGAUAGGGAAUUGUGACGGCACACGUGCCGCAUGGUCAAACUAGGAACUCUGUCGCGAUCGCGCGCGCGGCCGUACGCAGGAAUUCCGAUAGGAGACCACGCGAAUUUAUUUUUCCGCUCCCCGGAGACGGACGUACGGGUGCGUUCGGAUAGUCGUCCACGCGGGGCCCUGUGGCGCGAUGUGGUCGUCCACGCCACGCUGUGUUUUACUGCGCUAGAUUCGGUUAUCUCGUCAGCAAUCGCCCGGUCAGCAGCGUCGACCGGCAGGCUCACGUGAGACCGCCUGUACCUAGGUCAGCGUGCCCAUUGGCAGUGUGACAUCGUAGUCCUGCGAGCUUGGUGAAUGUCGGUGAAUAGUGAACGACGUGAUGGCGGCGUUGUUGAAGGAUAGGACACAAAUGACAUUCGAGGACAAAUGGCCGUUGAUGCGUCCAAUCAUAUUGAAACUCCUCAAGCAGGAAUCAGUGACACAUGUGGAAUGGCAGGAAUUAUUUUACUCUGUUCAUGUAUGCCUAUGGGAUGACAAAGGACCUCCCAAGUUACGUGAUGCUCUGCAGGAGGAUAUAAUGCAUUUUAUACAACAAGCUCAACAGAGAGUUUUAGCACAUCAAGAAGAACAAGCAUUGUUAAAAGCAUACAUCGCUGAGUGGAGAAAGUUUUUUACCCAAUGUAAUUAUUUGCCAACACCAUUUAGACAACUAGAAACGUAUCUCGCAGGAAAAACUAGUUCUGGCGCACAAAAGAAGAAUCAGCCUGAUGACAUUGUUAGAAAGCUGAUGUUAGACAGUUGGAACCAAAGUAUAUUCAAUGAAAUAAAGCAAAGACUUCAGGAUGCAGCUAUGAAAUUAGUGCGAGCUGAAAGAAAUGGUGAGGCGUUUGAUUCUCAACUUGUUAUCGGCGUCAGAGAAUCUUAUGUGAAUUUGUGUUCAAAUCCAACGGAUAAGCUCCAGAUAUAUAGAGAAAAUUUUGAGGCAGCAUAUAUACAAGCUACUGAAGCAUUUUAUUGGGUAAAAUCGCCAGAAUAUCUGUCUAAACAUGGUGUAGAAAAUUAUAUGCGCUACGCCGAUGCGAAAUUGAGAGAAGAGGAAGCGCGCGCUCAGAAAUAUUUGGAGCCAAAUACCGCGAGUAUGCAGCGAUUAACGGACUGUUGUGUGAAAGUGUUAGUCGCGUCCUUUCAGUCAGCGAUACUCGCAGAAUGUCCGAAAAUGAUUCAACACAAUCAAACUGAUAAACUUCGUCUCAUGCUGAAAUUAAUGGACAGAGUGGCGCCCGACGGUGUUACGCCCAUGUUGAGAAAUUUAGAAGAACAUAUUGCGAGCGCAGGUUUAGCGGACAUGAUGGAAGCUGUAGACGUUAUUACUCAAGAUUCUGAAAAAUAUGUGGAAAGACUGUUAGAUCUUUUCCAUAGAUUUUCCAAGCUCGUUAAAGAGGCAUUCGAUGAUGAUCCGCGGUUUCUUACAGCACGAGAUAAAGCUUAUAAACUUGUUGUGAAUGAUGCCACGGUAUUUAAAUUAGAAUUGCCUACUCGGCAGGGCUCUGGAAUCGGUGGCACAUCUGUUUUAAAUAAUAGACCUAUUACUAAUAACAACGGACUAGCCGAAUCGAAGUGUCCGGAACUCUUAGCAAAUUUCUGUGAUAUGCUUCUUAGAAAAACACCACUCAGUAAGAAACUAACUACUGAUGAAAUCGAAAGUAAAUUGAAGGAUGUGCUGUUGGUACUGAAAUAUGUUCAAAAUAAGGACGUAUUUAUGCGUUACCAUAAAGCGCAUUUAACUAGACGGUUAAUAUUAGAUACAACAACGGAUUCAGAGAAAGAAGAGAAUAUGGUAGAUAUGCUUCGUGAAGUUGGUAUGCCCGCAGACUUUGUUAAUAAAUUAGCUCGUAUGUUCCAAGAUAUUAAAGUAUCUCAGGACUUGAAUCAACAAUUUAAAGAACAAUGUCGAGCUGCUAUUGCAGAUAGUAUAAAUAUUAAGAUUCUCAAUGCAGGUGCAUGGGCCAGAGGUAGCGAACGUGUCACUGUGAGUUUGCCACUUCAGUUGGAAGAUUAUAUUCCAGAAGUUGAAGAAUUUUAUAAAAAAAAGCAUAGUGGAAGAAAAUUGCAAUGGCAUCAUCACAUGUCGAAUGGCACGAUAACAUUUGCAAAUAAAGUGGGACGUUUCGAUAUAGACGUAACAACUUUUCAAAUGGCGGUGUUGUUUGCUUGGAAUCAACGACCCAACGAAAAAAUCUCAUACGAGAAUCUCCGGUUAGCUACCGAGCUUCCGGAUCCCGAGCUAAGACGGACUCUGUGGUCUUUGUGUGCCUUCCCGAAGUUAAAACGGCAACUUCUUUUGGUGGAACCACAUGCCGCUACUCCGAAAGAUUUUGCGCAUGAUACGAGAUUUUGGGUUAAUCAAGAAUUCGCUAUUGUAAAAAAUGGCAAGAUGCAAAAGCGGGGGAAAAUAAAUUUGAUAGGACGUCUUCAAUUAUCAACGGAACGUAGCAGAGAAGAAGACAACCAAUCUAUUGUACAGCUCAGAAUAUUACGAGUUCAGGAAGCUAUUAUCAAGAUCUUAAAAAUGCGCAAGAAAAUAACCAAUGCGCAAUUACAGACCGAAUUGGUGGAUAUAUUGAAAAAUAUGUUUUUGCCAAGUAAAAAGAUGAUAAAGGAACAAAUCGAGUGGCUCAUCGAACACAAAUAUAUUCGAAGACACGACGAUGAUAUUAAUACUUUUGUGUAUAUGGCAUAACACGGGAUUAUAUAUACAUGCGAAAUUUUUCGCACACACAUUCUGUGGUUAAUAUUAUAUUUUUAUAAAAAAGGCUUUAAUUUUCUCAUGUGUGAGAAUAUGUUCGAGUCCAUCAUGUUGCGCGAUUAUGUUUCACUUGUUUUCUUACAGUGCAGUGAAAAAAAAGAAAGGACAAUAUAUUAUUGCAAUCGUGAGAUAAAAGUUCAUAGGACAAAUGCAAUUACCUCCACCCAAUAGUUGCCGACUAUUAAACGUGAAUAAAGUGAAAUGUAUAGCAAAACUGAAGAAAGUGUCGCAAUAAUAAUAAGAAAGAUGUACAAUAUCGUACCACACAAUGAAAUUAGCAUUUAUCGUUUUAUUUUGGGCAUCGAUCUAUAUUUCUAAUUAGAGAACAGAAAGUGGAUAAAAUUGAAAGGAGAAUUAUGUAUGUAUAUACAUGACAUUAUACUUUAUCACUACUUUAAUCGUUUAUAUUUCGCUAAAAAAAUAUUCCUGAAGUGUUUAUAUAUUUUUUUCUUUAUAUCCGUACUUUAAAUUUGUCAAAAGCCUUUGUUGUACAUUAUUAAUACGCAGUAACAAUUUGGCACUAAAAACAUCGAUAGAUCCUUGCACAAAUCUGAACGACAGUGCACGUAUAUAUGUACAUUGCAUUAAAUUCAAUCGUAAACAAUAAAAAUUCGCAUAUACUUGAAUAAA
Messenger RNA from Monomorium pharaonis (pharaoh ant), 3643 nucleotides. RefSeq names its product cullin-5 (gene Cul5). The coding region runs from base 587 to 2947 and encodes 786 amino acids. The record is from RefSeq and is a predicted model, not a curated record. Gene Ontology annotation, biological process: protein ubiquitination; SCF-dependent proteasomal ubiquitin-dependent protein catabolic process. Gene Ontology annotation, molecular function: ubiquitin protein ligase binding. Gene Ontology annotation, cellular component: SCF ubiquitin ligase complex; Cul5-RING ubiquitin ligase complex. Lineage: Eukaryota; Metazoa; Arthropoda; Insecta; Hymenoptera; Formicidae. The transcript has 11 exons.